AUGAAGAAGGAGCAUCAUUUGGCUACGAAGCUAGGAAAAGAGGUUCUAGGUUCUGGGGUGAGGAAAUCCAAGACUGUACAAUCUUCAUUUUCCUUUUCUGUCAAUGGUAAGUUUGGUAACAACAUUGCUCAUUCUCUCUUUCUCCCCUCUCCCCCUAUGGCAUGGAUUCUUCUUCCUUCUGGUGGCAUCCUAACCCUGAGGGGACUGCAACUUCUUGGUCUGACUGGUUUAGGAUCUAGUACUGGGUUUGAGCAUUUGCAUUAUAUGUUUGAGAGGGUCUGGGAUCCAGUGAUAGUUCUAGGAGCCCAAAAGCAAAUUAGCUACUACUUCUUGAAUCUUAUUUUUGAGUUGUGUUGUGAAGCUCGGAUGAUGUGUAGUGUCUUAGUCUGUACAGUAUGGUACAGUCUGUUGAGGAAAGCU
Molecule: messenger RNA, 420 nt
Organism: Ilex paraguariensis (yerba mate)
Lineage: Eukaryota; Viridiplantae; Streptophyta; Magnoliopsida; Aquifoliales; Aquifoliaceae
Source: the annotation of a GenBank genome assembly